AUGCUUUCUAUCCUUUGUAUUUUAAGUUCGUCUUCAGUUAUAGCUUUUGACUUAGGAACUACUAACAUGAAGACAGGAGUAUUCAGAGCAGGAAGAAGUAUCGAAAUUGUUUUAAAUGAACAAUCAAAAAGAAAAACACCAGCAAUGGUCUCAUUCGAACCACAAAUUCCUAUUACAGUCGAAAAUGUUAGAAAUAUAAGUCGAAGAGUCGGCAUUUCAGCCAAUCCUGUUUUAAUUCGAAAUUCUUCAUCUGUUAUUCGUCAAAUUACUGAAGUUAUUGGCAAGCAAUGGUCGCCAGAACUCCAAGCAUAUCUUAACGAGCGAUAUCUUGACUUUGUUAUGAACAAAGACACAGUAAAUGGAAUAGAACCUGAAAUUGCUUUGGCAAUGCUUUUCGAACAAGCAGUGCAACAUGCAAAGGUCCAAUUACAACAGGAUAACAUACAAGAUGCUGUUGUUGCUGUUCCUGGAUUUUUCACAGAUUCUCAAAAGAAAAAAGUUUCAGCAGCAAUUAAACUUGCUGGGCUGAAAUUAACAAAGAUAAUCGAUGAGAAAACAGCUCUUUCACUUCAAUACGCUAUAGACAAGCACGAUACUUUCGUUUCUAAGCCAAAAUACGUUGCAAUCAUAGAUUUCGGAGCAUCAAGUCUUACUUUGAGCUCAUUCAAGUUCCAUACAAAAGUCAACCCACAAGCGCGUGGAAAUAACAAGAAAGUUCCAAUAAUUGAAGAUUUGGAUUAUUCUUGGUCAGAUAUUGGCGGUUUUGACUUUGAUAUACAAAUUGCUCGUUAUCUAAAAGAUAAAUACCAACUUCCUCAAGUCGAUCAGACGCUUCUUGCUGAUGCAGAGCGAAUUAAACUCGCAUUAACACUUACAGACAACGCAAACGUUUCUGUUGACUCAUUACAACGUAGAAUCAUCUUUACUAAGGACGAAUUCCUUGAAAUUUGUGGUCCUCUUCUUGAAAAAAUUGAAAAAAUUAUUUUCGAUUUCAAACAAAGACAAAAGGUUCCUCUUGACUCCGUUGAGAUUGUUGGUGGCUCUAAUCGUAUUCCUGCUGUUCUCAAGAUCAUCAACAAAGUUUUUGGAAUGGAAAUUUCAAGAUCUUUGAAUUCUGACGAAGCAAUUGUUUGUGGAGCCACAUUUACAGCUACAUCGAUAUCAGGAUCAUUUAGAACCUCAGAUGUAGUCCAUCAGUACCUUUUACCAUAUAAUUUAACAAUUAUAAUUGGAAAUCGCAGAAUUCAGUUCGUUCCUAAGAAGAAUAUCGAGAAACAGACUGUUAAACUCGAUCCACAAGACGAUGACGAGUUUUCUAUCGAAUAUGAUGGAAAUCUCAGCCCAGGAACUGAAAAAUUGAUCGGAAAAUGGAAAUUUGAGAAGGUAGAGGCCAAAAGUGAAGCAAGAAUUCUGUUCAAUUUGGCCUUUACUAAGUCAUCCCGUAUAAAAAUUUCUAAUGCAAUAAUUGCAACGAAAAAUGGCGAAAAAGUUGAGAAGAAACAACUACAAUUGACAAGGAUUUUCCCUGAGAAAUCAUCUAAGCUUCGUUUUGAUGAUGCCAAACGUUUGAUGUCCGCAUUUACAGCAAAUGAUAUCAGAUUAUCUAAAAUUGCUGAAGCGAGGAACUCAUAUGAGACCGCAUUAUACAAUGCCAGAGAGAACCUCCAAUCGGAUGAAACAUGGUCUGUUAUUGUUUCUGAAGAAGAAAAGAAGAAAUUAACAGAUCAUAUCAAAAAUGCGGUUUCAUGGAUUGAUUCUGGUGCACAAGCAGAGACAUCCGAUGAAAUCACACAGAGAAGAGCCGAACUUGAUCAGAUAAUUGUUCCAAUUCAAGAUAGAGUCAGUGAAUUUAAAUUACUUCCUAUUGCCGUCAACAAACUCGAAGCAAUUGCUAAAGAUGUGAAUACAUCAGUCAAUAAAGUAUGGCCAUUGCAAGGACUUGGCGCUCCAAGAAUUUUAAGAAAUUCUCUUUUAGAAUCAAUGAAUGAAGCAUUCGAAGCUGUUGAAGAAAUAAGAGAAGCUCAAAAGAAUAAGAAACCAUGGGAAGAACAGCCUGCAAAAACAACAGAAAUCGAAUUAAGAAUCAGAAAAUUGCAAGAUCAGUUUGAAAAUGUUAAGAACAACCUUAAACAAGAAUCUGAGUUAUCCGAUGAUGAUGUUGCGUCUGAUAACGAAUUGUAA
Trichomonas vaginalis G3 is the source of this 2181-nucleotide messenger RNA. Its product is annotated as ATP binding. Gene Ontology annotation, biological process: protein folding. The record is from RefSeq and is a predicted model, not a curated record. Gene Ontology annotation, molecular function: ATP binding; ATP-dependent protein folding chaperone. Gene Ontology annotation, cellular component: nucleus; cytosol. Bases 1 to 2181 code for a protein of 726 amino acids. NCBI's taxonomy places the organism in Eukaryota, Parabasalia, Trichomonadida, Trichomonadidae. The transcript has a single exon.